GGUACUAGUAGUUUUGAAGUGGAAGAAGAUUCCGGAACCGACGAGGAGUCUGUUGAAAAGACUGUGGCACAAGAAGUAUCAACAAGACUUCGUCCUCCCAGUUACCAAGAUAAGGAGGCUCAACAUCAUACUCGAGGAAGUCAUCAAGAAGAACAAAAGCAACAAAAAGAACUGCUGGUACAGCGCGAUCAUCGCCCUUGCGGGUUUCAUCAAGACUUGCAUCCUGGUCUCCGAGGUUCGUCGUCUUUCCCUAGAAACAACACUUCUAAA
Molecule: messenger RNA, 270 nt
Organism: Amoebophrya sp. A25
Lineage: Eukaryota; Dinophyceae; Syndiniales; Amoebophryaceae
Source: the annotation of a GenBank genome assembly